AACUGUGAUUCCGCAGUUAGUGGCAAGGAGGAGGCCGAGCUAACCCAUCCGAUACGCCGACAGAAGUCCUUCUCAAAGGUCCUACAUAAUUAUUCUCUCAGUGUAGUCUCGGCUUCCGACGAUGGCGGACGUAAACGGCGUGCAACCCGAAUCUCCGAGGAAGCGGUUGAAGAAUGACCCUCCGACGAAUAAAGUGACCGUGGUGCUCGGUGCCCAAUGGGGAGACGAGGGCAAGGGCAAAGUGGUGGACAUGCUGGCCAUGUCCUCGGACGUCGUGUGCAGGUGUCAGGGAGGAAACAACGCAGGGCACACAGUAGUAGUUGAUGACGCAGAGUACGACUUCCAUAUUCUGCCCUCGGGAAUCAUAAAUCCCUCUGCUGUCUCGCUGAUUGGUAAUGGGGUGGUGGUACAUCUGGGACAGAUGUUUGAAGAAAUUGAGAAAAAUGAAGCCAAGGGACUUAAGGACUGGAAAAACAGGUUGCUCAUUUCUGACAGAGCUCACAUUGUCUUUGACUUCCAUCAGAGUGUAGAUGGCCUUCAGGAGCAGGAAAGGUCAAAGGACAGUUCUGGCACCAAAACUCUUGGUACUACAAAGAAGGGCAUUGGCCCUUGUUACUCAAGUAAGGCUGGGCGCCAUGGUUUACGUAUGGCUGAUCUGCUCGGAGAAUAUUCUGUGUUUGAGCAAAGGCUAAGAAAUCUGGUUGACUCUCACCAAAGAAUGUUCCCUGAGUUGCAAGUUGACAUUGAGGAAGAGGUGAAAAAGUACAAGGUUUAUGCAGAACGAAUGCGACCACUUGUCACCAAUUGUAUUGCAUAUGUUCACAAAUGUCUUCAUGGUACAAAAAAGGUGUUGGUGGAAGGAGCGAACGCUGCCAUGCUUGACAUUGAUUUUGGUACUUAUCCUUAUGUGACCUCAAGUAAUUGUAGUGUUGGUGGUGUUUGCACUGGUCUUGGCAUACCACCAAUUUACAUUGGAGACGUUUAUGGUGUCGUAAAAGCCUACACAACAAGAGUUGGUGUUGGACCUUUCCCGACAGAACUAAAUGAUGAUAUAGGCCAGUUGUUACAGUCACGUGGUGCUGAGUAUGGCGUAACUACCAAGCGACCCAGACGUUGCGGAUGGUUGGAUGUGGUGUUACUGAGACAUACCAAUAUGGUUAAUGGGUAUUCUGCCAUUGCACUCACCAAGUUAGAUAUUCUGGAUGUUUUGAAAGAACUCAAGAUUGGUAUUGGGUACUUCAGAAAAAAUGGAGAGAGAAUAGAACAUUUCCCUGCUGACAUGGGUGAGCUGGAAGACAUUACAGUUGAAUAUAUCACAAUGCCAGGAUGGUUAGAAGACACAUCACAUUGUCGCUCAUUUGAAGACUUGCCAAAGAAUGCCAGAAACUAUGUUGAAAAAAUAGAAGAACUUAUUAAUGUUCCUGUGAAGUGGAUUGGUGUUGGAAAAGCAAGAGCUUCGAUGAUAACGGUGUUUUAGUUACUGGCGCUAAGAUGAUGGAGAAUUGUACGUAAUCAUCUGUUUGGAAGGUUCAAGGGUAUGAAAGAUGCUAGUUACAGAGUUCACAUAUCGUUGGGAUGAUAAAUUUGUUGAUCAUAGUUUCCCUGUAUAUUUAAAUUUAUGUUAUGUUGCUGAGAGGAAAUUGUUUCAUUGAUUCUGGCAGCACUUCUAGUAUUUAAUAUAACCUAGGACUUAACCAAUUGUUUGUAGUACAGUAUGUUAUGAAGGUAAGAAAUGCAUUUUUGCAUGAUGCUCUCAUGAGUAUAUGUUCAUUUUUACUUCUUUUUUAUGUUUAUUUCAAGCCGACAUUUUUAGCUUAAGCUGUGUUUUCAAGUAGAUGAUUCUCACGUUCAUAAUGUAAUACUUUCAUCAGUGAAUCUUUCCUAACUGAUUUUGGUUAAAUAUAAUUAUUUUUAAUGUGUAACCUUUUGGGGGAUUUUGAUUUAUGUCAGUAUAUUAUUAUCUUGUUUAUAAAUUUAGUAACUGUGUCACUUGGUGAAUGGUGCUGUGUACCUCAUGCAUUUUUUCCUAUAGUAAGACGACCGCUGGAUUUAUCAGCCUAGUGAAGCAACCUUUUUUAUUUUGUACAAAGGAUUUCACUUCAUGCUAAACUGAAAACACUCGGAACAGAACAUGGUUUUGGCGUUUAUAUUAGAUAUAUGUUUUUUGGAACUUUAUACAGAAUAUGGUUUUAAUAUAUCCCAUAUAUAUAUUACGUUUUUAGUGGUCCUCUUAACACAGUUUUGAUGUGCAUCCUAAUACUCCGCAAGAAAAAUUACUUAGUGCAUUUGUUGAUUAUGUAACCUAGCCGGAAGAAUACUGUUCAGUGGUCACAUAGUAAGAGAAAUGAAAAUUUUAGUAUUUAAAAUUCUAUUCCUUGUUAAAUAUAAAUGAGAUAUUUAAAAAUUGUUUUUUCCCUCCAAAGGUUCAAGUGUUUUUCAGUUUUUAUUUUCUUUCCAUCUGUUGGCCACACACAGCCCCCAGUGAUUUCUUGAACCUUAUAUUAGUUAAAAACAAGAGUGUUUGUAAUAAGGUGUUGGAUUAAAAUUAACACUUUUCAGUGCCUCAGGACUAUGGUAAAUAAAAGUGGGUGGACACUGGCAACAAAUUUAGGAAAUCUGUUAAAUUGGAGUUUUAAUCACGUGAUAUUGCAUUGUUAAUUUUAUAAUGUUUCUUUGUAAAGGUACUUUAUUUUUUUCUGAAUAUUUUUAGUUCAUAAAAACAUUUCUUUCUUGAAUCUUGACCAGUGCCUCAAUUUUGAAGAACCUACUGACACUUCAAAAGAAUCUUUCCUUGACUGAAGUUAUUUCUAAAACCAUGUUGCUUACAUUCUGGAUUUAGGUAUGUGCAGUGCUGUUGUCCUUUUAAUUGAAGCAUUUCUCCAGGAGUUACAUUGAUUUUGCUGGUAUUUUUUUUUUUGAGAGGUCCUUAAAACUUUAAAAGGCAAAUCCCUCAUAAGUCAAAACCAAUUUUUAGGGGCCUUGUAACCAAUCACUCCUAGGUUUUUGUAAGAAUCCAUUAUAACAUGCCAAGCUGGAACCGAGGGCAGCAUUUUGGCAAGCUUUAGUGCAUACUGUGCCUGAUCCAGGCUUUUUGUGACAGUGAAAGGAAAAGAAUGGUAUUUUUAGUAUUGAAUUUACAGUGGUGUCUGUUAACACCAAGGAAAAUAUUGAAUUUGUGUGGUUUAAAUACUUAAUAGUAUUGCAAACAUAUUUUUACAGUGAACAUAAGGUAUUUUUACAGCAAACAUUCAGAACAUUAAAUUUAAACUAGGAAAUUUUAAAACCGUUUUUCAUGUUAGUAGACACUUUCCUGCUCUUGGGAUUUUUGACAGUAGUAUUUCCUAACAAGCAUUCCUUGUCCAAAAAGAGCUGUUGUCAAAAAUUUCAUCAUCCAUUGGUAGUUGAAAAAGCCUUGACCCACAAAACUCCCCAGUGUAGUUCUUAGUCAGAAAUAAUACUUGUAAGAGCACUGAAGUGUUUUGCUUUCAUAAUUGAAGCAGGUGCUAAGAUGAAUGUUUUCAAAGUAUCGUGUCCUAUUUUGCUGAGGGUUAUCUUUUUCACGGCAUUUCUUGUAUCGAACCGUGUUUUCUCAGUAUUGUAUGUAUAAAGCCCUUCACUGGGUAUGGAUGUAAUUGUUUUUUUAUACUCUUUUUAUGGUUUAAAUUGAGGGUAAGGCAUAAAAAGAUUAUGGAAAGUUGAUCUUAUGGUUAAAGAAAAUUCUAUUUCUUUUUUAAUGUGCCUUGACUAUAUGUGGACUUUUGUUGCAGCCUGAAUCUUUAUUUGCAUUUUGAAUAUAUCAUACAACACAUUGCAUGAAAGUACACCUUGUGCGUUUGUUGUAAAAAAUGACGCACACCCUAGAAUAUUUUAAGCGUCAUACUGUUAAAUGGAAGAUGUAUGUUAAAAAGGUCGAUAGUGAUGGCCCUAAACCUUCCACUGGUUUUGUGUAUGCUGCUGUGUUUCCUCUUAGAUAAACUUCAUCAGUUUUCAUUACCCAAUAUUCCUUGUUUUACUACAGCAGAAUUGUCCCAAGACUGUAUCUACUGCUAAGAUUAAUGAGAGUAUACAUCUGUAAAGGUCUGUCAUUUUCAGGUAUUCUGGAAAAUUCUUGUAAAUGGCCGCAAAAUUUCCCUUGGCCAGCUGAUCAGAAUCCACUACUUUACUUUAUCUGUAAAAUAUAUGAAGCUGUUAGAAAUGCUAAGCUGUUCUGGAUCCUGACAAGGUCAGAAUCAAUAUUCCUAGUAAUAAUUGUGGCAUUGUUAAAGUCCACAGUAUAAAGCAAAUGGGAAGGUUAAUUGAAUGAACAAGUCAGUCAUAAUGCAAUAGGGAUGUCAGCCAUUAAUUAUAAAUCUUGUAAUAUCCAUCUGAGAAUGAGAUACAUUUACUUAUUAGGUAUCCUUCUAGGCUCAUUGCUUGUCUGUAGAAAAUGUAAUACAGUAGCUAGAAAACAUAACCCGUGUAAAAGGAUCAAUUUCAAUCUGCAGUGAAUGAUAAGUCUUGGUCACAAAUCUCACAUUAGGGAAUGUUGUCAGACUCUUUAUUAUCAUUUUAUGCAGUUAUCAAAAAUUUCAAGUUUUAAGAGGUGAGACUUUCAGCUUCAAGACAUUGGAAACCUCAUGAGUAACCCUGAUUUAUGAAAAAUGCGUACGUUACUAUUGCUAAUCAUGAAUAACCCUGAUUUAUGAAAAUGCAUACAUGUUACCAAUUGUUAAUCUCACUUCUGUUGAACAGAGAUGGCUUCAGAAUGACCACAUAGCUUCUCACCUAAGUAACCUGAGGAAGGUAUUGUAUGUUGCUUAAAGCAAAAUUAAGUGCAAACCUCUUAGUUUUAUCAGGGGUGACUCUGAGUACUUAUAAAGAGAUAAAUGCUCUAGCAUGCUGAGAUAUUGGUGAGUGACACUCAAGAAGUUUUCCUGUUGUGAGUUGGAAAAUACUGUGUCAACUAAAUGAAUUACAUACUCAUGAUUUCAUGUCUUCUUAAGCACCCAACUACACUGCCUUUUUGGAUGGUAAACGAUGUACAUGAAGUAAAAGGUUUGAAUUUUAGGUCAUGAAAGGAAUUGUUCAUGUACUUCCACCUUGGGUGAGGAAAAACGGAAUUAAGAAUGGAAAUAUUUGCAUUUAGACUUGAAGAAAUGUAGUUUAGAAGAAACGGAUUGGAUUAGUUAUACUCAUAAUUAAUGACAUCAUAAUUAAUGACAUUUUUGGCCCUCAUGUUUUUUUUUUUUUUUUUCCUCCAAUAUUCAGACUUAGCCUUUUCAGUUCAUUUGAAAACAUUUCACAGAUUUUGAUGGAUACUGUCAUUGGUAGCAGAUAAGCAGUUACUGUAUUUCCCAUCAUCAAAGUUUUUUUUUAAGUUUGUCUCGGAAAUUUACAGUGUAUCUUAAGAGGCUGAAUGUUACAUUUUUCAACCUAACUCUAGAGGAAGAUCAUGUUGUUAAUCAGUAAUCAGAACUCCUUUAUAUGACAUAUGAAAGAAUUUUCUAAAUUAUAAUUAAUUAAAUAAAGAAUAAAAGUAUAAAUAAUUAAAACAAAUACUCAUAGCUACAAAGAUUCACUCAUAUCAGUAGAAGAGUAGACGAAGAAGUAAUGUAAACGAUGUAAAUCAAUAUUACUGGUAUGCAGUACGUGCUAUCAUAAUCUUACAUUACUGCACCAUCUGUAGCCCCAUCCGUUUACCUGUACCGAGAUGUGUUGGCUGAGAAAAUCUCUGGUGAAAUGUGGAUCGGCGGUUCGUAUCUUAUGUUACUUGUUGGUCUGCUAGUUUUUCAGGUCACUUUUAUGUCAGCUUCAGAAAAGUUUAUAACAUGUUAAAAUGAAUAAAAAGAAAACUACUCAUUUUAAAAUAAAGUUUUGCUGGUCAAAAUUGGGUUGGGUCUUCACAGUCAAAAGCGUCUUCGACACCAGAAAAUGCAGUACGAAAAUGCUUUCUUUAGCACAAACUCCCUUUUUUACUUAUAUUCUAUAAUUGUUUGUAUAUAGAAUAUGAAAGAGAAUUUAAUUGACAUUCAGCAUUUCUUUACUUGUCUUUUUUUAAAUUUGUGAAGAGCAUGUAGUGAUGAUGAUGUAGGCUGUAAGUGUAAAUACUUUAUUUAUUCCAUUAUUCAAGGAAGUUUCUAAAUAUUGCUUAGUAUGUAAAGUCUAGAAUGUAUCUCAUACUUUUUUGCUGGAUAUCUUAUCUGUUUAUUUACGUGGACUAGACUAAGAUUCUAAUGUUGUCAGAGAAUUCCCUUAAUAUCACUUUCAUAUUCAUUUGUAAAGGUAUACAUUGCAUUUAAAAUGAUUUAUGUAAGGGUGCAGUGUCAGAUGCUUGUAUGCAAGAUACUCUAAUUAUAGUUCUAGUGAUGGUGAUGUACAGUAGUUUGCUGAAUAGUGUAUGCAUGAAUCCGGACUGAAUUCAUCUUUGUUAGUUCAUUCCAUCAUUUUGAUGUGAAUACAUGCUGUCAGAUGGCUAAUAAUGUAGAGUACCACCAAAUGAUGCUACCAAUACUUUCCAUUGUAUGGGUAAAUGUAUGUGCCAUUUUUGUUCUUAGUUUUAUGUUUUUAAGUAACCUCACAUCUGUAAACUAGUUUGUUUAGUACAUAGUAUCUUACAUGCACAUUGCCAGGUUACCAGGUUAUAUCCUUUGAACCUUGACAUUUUUGCAGGUUAAUCGAUGUAAAGGAUGAAUACAGUGGUAAAAUAAGGCAGCUGGCAGUAGAUUCCAUGAACCAGUCUAUCUCAUUCAGUUAGAAAUGUGAUAAAUAAAGUAACGUCCAUGGUAGUCUUACAUUGUAUUGCAAUAGACAUAACUACUUUGCACCCAAUAACUUUUGUAUUGACAGAACUUAAUUACAGCAAAUCCUAUUGUCAGGCAUACUUAGUAUACUGACUGUUGCACCUUGAAAAUACAACAGGACAAAAUUGUUUGAGAUAUAAAUAGGAGGAUAUUAAGUAUAGAGGUUUGGAUUUCAUAUUAACUAAAUUUGCAGAAAUGGAUAUUUUAUAUUAUCAACCCCAUGUUUAUUAUGGGGACUUAGGAAUAUGAAGUGCACAAAGUUGUUUUUUCCUAGUGCCUUUUUUUAUAUACAUUUUGUAAGAUGAAGACUUUUCAGCCGUGCAAUAUUUUAAUUUUUUCUCCCUUUAAAAAAAAAGGGCUUUGAGGGUAGGGAAGUUAACCUGUUUUCAGCUAGGGUUGUGUAUUCAUUCAGCUGAGAUAGCAUGCCCUAUUGACAGUUUUUACCCUUUUUUGCAUGUAUAAAGUACUUUUUAAUUCUGGAACUGCCUUCUGUAUCUGUAGUAAACUUCUCACAUUAUAAUGUGAAACCUAUACAGGAUUUUCUGUGUAUUUUUUUUUUUUUUUUUU
Macrobrachium nipponense is the source of this 7346-nucleotide messenger RNA. It is a transcript of the gene Adss, whose product is annotated as adenylosuccinate synthetase isozyme 1 A-like. NCBI's taxonomy places the organism in Eukaryota, Metazoa, Arthropoda, Malacostraca, Decapoda, Palaemonidae. Gene Ontology annotation, cellular component: cytoplasm. The transcript is spliced from 10 exons. The record is from RefSeq and is a predicted model, not a curated record. Gene Ontology annotation, biological process: 'de novo' AMP biosynthetic process; IMP metabolic process. Bases 122 to 1477 code for a protein of 451 amino acids. Gene Ontology annotation, molecular function: GTP binding; adenylosuccinate synthase activity.